ACUAAAAAAACCGGUCAAAAGACUUGGAUUCGUCUCUUUCCUUAAGAAGGAAAAAAGAGCCCUGCUCAUUUUUCUCACUCUAAAAAACCACCGCAAUCUCUCUCUAACUAUGUGAAAACGGUCUUCAUUUUUUAACUUCCCGGCGACGUUCUCCGACUUCCGAGAGCAGAAGGUUUUGAGGUGGUUUUAUGGAUCUAACCGGAGUGUCUUUGUGUGGUGCUUAGUAGUUUUCAGUCACACGCUUCAGUUAUGGGGAAUGCUUGUUGUGUUGCUGCUCGAGAUAAGAUGGUUGUGUCUAAUAUAUCGGCAGUCGAGAAUUUGCAAAGAAACAAUGUGAAUGCGAGGUAUUCUCCUAAUUGGAGCUUUCGAUGGGAUAAUAGAGGACGAGUGGCAGGUGAAGAGACCUCUGUCAGUUGGUUAUCUGAUGGGAUUAGUCGUAACGAUGUGUCUGAUGUCAAAUCGGAAUCUGCUUUUGUAUCAUCACAAGGGUCUCCUUUGGACAAUUUUCAGACGCAGUCAUGGCAGAAAUCUCCUUCUUCAGAUCAAUCUUUUGCUUCCAUUGGCACCGUCUCUGAACAGAUCACCCAAAAAACAAAUGAUUCAACCGACCCUGCUUAUUAUCCAUCUCCUGCAAAACUGUCUCUUUCAUUGGCUUCUCAACCAUCAUCAUUCUCAGCGUCACCACUAUCAUCCCAGAGCCACUUGCCAAUGCCACCUGCAAGUUCAUCGCAGUUGAAGCUGACACCGCCCCCUCGUCUAUCAAAGCAAGUCUCAGAUGGUCGAAUCUUUGGAUUCACCUCACCGAGUAGAAGCUCAGCAACUGAAGAGAGGCUGGGGAAUGAAUCUCAGUCUGAUGGUUGGUCCAUGCAAGCCUUUUCCGAAAUGAUGGCGUAUUCUCGCAGAGAGUCUUGCUCUUACGAUAACGAGUGCUUUGGGAUUCGUCGUGACAAGAUAGACAAUCAUGGAAAUAGAAAGUCCAAUGAUCAGCAAAACUGUGGUGCUUGCUCGAGAUCCUUGUCUGAGAAAUCUUUGUUGAGUAGCCAAAAGAUCUUUGCCACUAACGAACUCUCUAUCGCUGCAAUAUUAGCUUGUGGGCACGUCUAUCAUUCAGAGUGUUUAGAGCAGAUGACACCUGAAAUCGACAAAUUCGACCCUCCUUAUCCCAUCUGCACACUGGGUGAGAAGAAAACAUUCAAACUGUCGGAAAAAGCAUUAAAGGCAGAUUUGGAAAUGAAAGCUAGACACAACAAGAGACUAAGAAACCGCGUUGUGGACAGCGAUGACUUUGUCAUGUUUAAUAACAACCACAAAGCGGCAGCAACAGUAGCAGGAUACAAAGGUAAAGCCCCAAAGCUGAUAUCGAGUUCAAGCUUGAGAAGCUAUUCCCCAAAGCCUUUCCUUGCGAGACACUUCUCUUUCGGGUCCAGAAGUAGUAGUGUUAAAAUCACGAAAGAGAAUCAUUCCGCAAGCUCUCUCAGAAAGAAAGGCUUCUUUUGGACCAAAUCUAGCAAACUUUGAAACUAUUCUGGGUGCUUGUUUCUCUUCGUAAGCUAGGGCCGAAGUCAACGUUACGUUUACUUAUCAACGAACGGUACACACGUUUGUGUGUAUUACAGAAAAUUUUCUCACAAGUCUCCCAUUUUUUUUUUUGCAUUCCCAAUUACACUUGUAAAUAUAUAUUUAUAAUAAUAUAAGGUAAAAUGAUCUGACAGUGCACCAGAGGAUGUGAAUUGGGUUAAUCAGAUCGAGAUAAUUAUAUUAUGUCUUUUUUCAUGCGGAA
Arabidopsis lyrata subsp. lyrata is the source of this 1780-nucleotide messenger RNA. RefSeq lists its product as uncharacterized. NCBI's taxonomy places the organism in Eukaryota, Viridiplantae, Streptophyta, Magnoliopsida, Brassicales, Brassicaceae. The record is from RefSeq and is a predicted model, not a curated record. The coding region runs from base 250 to 1518 and encodes 422 amino acids. The transcript has 5 exons.